AUGGCACAGUUACAGGCAUUAUUCAAUGAGGCUUUAGAGCCGCUCCCGCCGAUCGAGGACCCCAGCUUCGCAUCCUAUUUCGACACCUUUGCCGAUAAACAAGUGGUUCUUCUCGGGGAUGGUAGUCACGGUACAUCCGAAUUUUAUGCUGCGCGUGCGGAGAUUACAAAACGGAUGAUUGAACAACAUGGCUAUACUAUAGUCGCUGUUGAAGCAGAUUGGCCAGACGCGGAAGCUAUCGACAGAUACGUGCGCUUGAGACCUGGUCCCCAGGCCCAAAUUGGUGGAAAGGCAAAAGGUUUCGAGCCUUUCAAACGAUUCCCGACCUGGAUGUGGCGCAACCGCGAGAUGCAAGAUCUUGUCGAGUGGAUGCGCGACUGGAAUAACUCUCAACCACCUGAAAAGCGGGCUGGAUUUUAUGGGUUGGAUCUCUACAGCAUGGGAACCUCAAUUCGUGCCGUGACGGAGUACCUUGACCGCGUGGACCCGUCAGCAAGUAGGGAGGCACGAAGACGAUACGGAUGUUUGGAGCCAUGGGUCGACGAUCCGACGGCCUACGGCCUGGCCUCGAUACGCGGUUUGGAAAGUUGCGAAUCUCAAGUCAUGGCAAUUUUGCGCGACCUUCUCAACAACCGUUUGCAAUACUUAGAAAGUGACCCCCAUGAUGGCGAGGAGUUUCAGAGUAGCAAGCAGAACGCCUACCUUGUCCGUGAUGCCGAGAAAUAUUAUAAGGCAAUGUACUGGAGCUCAGCAACUUCGUGGACACUUCGUGACACGCACAUGUUUGACACACUGCAUCGAAUUCUACAGCAUCGUCCACCGCCAGCUAACAAGGCUAUCGUUUGGGCGCAUAAUUCUCAUGUCGGAGAUGCCAGGUACACGAGCAUGGGUAUCCGCCGCAACGAAGUGAACAUUGGUCAGCUCUGUCGCGAAAGACUGGGCCAUGAAAAUGUUGCCAUUCUCGGAUGUGGCACUCAUUCCGGUACUGUUGCUGCCGCGCAUGAAUGGGAUGAUGAUAUGGAAGUAAUGUCCGUGAAUCCCUCCAGGCCUGAUAGCUGGGAAAUAGUGGCACAUAACACUGGCGUACCAAGGUUUAUUCUUGAUCUGCGACGCGAACGCAUUGAUCCUAGUCUCCGCGCUGCUCUUUCUGCGGAAAACCGAUUGGAGCGAUUCAUUGGUGUCAUAUAUCGCCCGGACACCGAGAGAAUCUCCCAUUACUCCCAGGCACAACUUCACAAGCAGUUCGAUGGGUAUAUUUGGUUCGAUGAAACCCAAGCUGUUCAGCCCCUAGAGAUCAUUCAACCCGUCACAGCCCUUGGAAAGGAAGAAACCUACCCAUUUGGUCUUUAA
Molecule: messenger RNA, 1350 nt
Organism: Penicillium macrosclerotiorum
Lineage: Eukaryota; Fungi; Ascomycota; Eurotiomycetes; Eurotiales; Aspergillaceae
Product: putative erythromycin esterase
Exons: 1
Coding region: 1-1350 (449 amino acids)
Biological process (GO): response to antibiotic
Source: RefSeq, a predicted model, not a curated record